AACAAAUGCCAGCGAUUUCGCUUUCGUCUCGUUCCUCUCGGGCCGGCGCGGCUGUGGCCACGCACGCGCCGCCGUUCUUCCCCCGCGGACCCACGCGCCAGUGGUCAGUGGCAACAGCGACACGCAUCCAUCCAUCUGCAUCCAUCGCCUAGUGCUUGCGGCCGGCACCGCACCUGCCCACUGUCUUAGAAGCUUCCCUACUCUUCUCGCCUCCUCCCCUCCUCCCUCCCCAGUGGCGAGCUUCCAAGUUCGAGCCGCCGAGACCCGCGACGAGUUGUACCUGCCCCCCAGCCCAGUUCGAGGCCCAGCGAGGUGAUUCUCUCUCGUACUCUCCCCGGAUUGAUCUCUUGAGAUGGUUGCCGUUGCCCUGCGUUUCUAGGCGAAUUGCGGUGCUCCCUGCUCGGAGGUGGGUGAUUUGGGGCUACAAGUCGGGUUCUUGUUGGUUGCUGUGAGCGGAAAAUCGGAUCUUUCCGGUUUCUGAAGGAGGUUGUCCGUCUCUGCAGGCACAAAGUUAUACGUCCUUGGCAUCAUUCCUACCAAAACAGCUUUCCUCAAUUCUAGCAUUGAUCUACAGUGCAUGGCCCUAGCUUUGGAUGCUUCUGUAAACUUUGUUUGGCAUUGAGGUUGGUGCACUUUACAAUGGGUUCACGAUCAAAGAACGAAGAUGACACAGCCCUUGUCUUGUGUCAGGAAAGAAAACGAUUUGUUAGAGAAGCUCUUGAUGGAAGAUGUGCUUUCGCAGCUGCUCAUUUUGCUUAUAUUCAGUCACUGCGGCACACAGGAUUUGCUCUGAGAAAAUUCGUUGAGCCUGAAGUGCCAACAGAUUCCUCACUGUACACAUCAACAUCUGCCACACCGGAGCCUCCAAUCAUUCGGCAGAAAUCGAUGAACCUAUCUCCAUCCCUUUCACAUCAUGCUAGUGACUCUUUCUCCCCAGUUCCAUCCCCUUUAUCUUCAGGACGUUUCCAUGUCAAUCAUAUGAAAGCCAGGGGGAACUCAGUGACAACUGUUGAGGAGAAGGUUCCUGUUCCUGUGACAGCAACUCUGCAAACAUCAUCCCCUGUUCGUAGACAAUCUGUCCAUGAUCUGGAUGAUAGUUUCACAUUCGAAGCUCCUCCUGGGACACCACCAUGGGACUACUUUGGCCUUUUUCGACCUGUUGAGAACCAGAUCUCAUUUCAUGAUGAGAAGGAACUUGGUCAUGACUUUGAGGAUGCUGAUGAUAUUAGGCGUCUUAGAGAGAAGGAGGGGAUCCCAGAGCUUGAAGAGGAAGUGGAAAAGUCUCCUGAUAAUAUUAAGCACCUAGGAGAGGAGAAAGCUCCAGAUUUCAAAGAUGUUGAGAAAUCUGCUAUGAAUGGAGUAGAGGAUGAUCUUGCAUUGUCAGAAGAUGACUUCGAUAAUCCAACGUCUGAAUCUUUAGUGCGGGUAUUCAAGAAUCGCAAUGAUAUGCCUGUUGCAAAUACUGCAACAAGUCAGUCACCUGCACAUCUUGCUUCAGAAAAGGCAGCUUCCGAAACUUCAGAACAGGCUGCUUCUGAAACUAUUGAUUCUCAAACUCAAAGGCCAAGAAAUGACACGAGGGUACUGGAUAUUAGCAUGUAUGAAACUGAUGAAACUCCUGUGACGAGCCCUGUGAAAGAAGUUGCAUCCUCAGUUGCUGUUCUUUCUAUGAAUGGGAAAUUAAAGGAACCUUUUCGUGAUGAAAGAAAUGUGGUGAGGGACUUAAAUUCAUGCAUGAAGGAGGUUGAAAUCUUAUUUAUGAAGGCGUUUGAUUCUGGAAAAGAAGUCCCAAAGAUGCUUGAAGCAGAUAAAGUUCAUUUCCGCCCUUUACUACCGGAAGAAAAAGCGCCUGGAUUGACAGCAUCAGGGUUUUUUGCAACAUUCUUUGCUUGUUGCAGGGGGGAGGAAGUCCCUAUUCCUCAACCUCCUCCUCAGGCUGAAGUGAAGUACCUUACCUGGCAUAGAUCAAUGUCUUCACUUUCUUCGUCAUCUAGAAAUCCUCUUGGUACAACAUCAAAAGAUGACACUGAUGGUCUCACUGGAAAUAUUUUCAGUGGUGUAUACAUGAAUGCUGGCAGUCACGCCUCCACACUGGACAGGUUGUAUGCAUGGGAGAGAAAGCUUUAUGAUGAAGUUAAGGCGAGCAGUGCAAUUUGCAGGAAAUAUGAUGAGAAAUGUAAUCAACUAAGACACCAGGAAUCAAGAGGAGAAAGCCAAAUGAGUAUUGAUAAAACCCGUGCUGUUGUGAAAGAUUUGCACUCCAGAAUUUUAGUGGCCAUUCAGAGAAUAGACAUGAUUUCUAAGAAAAUAGAGGAUCUAAGGGACAAAGAGCUUCAACCACAGCUAGAAGAAUUAAUUGGAAGUUUAACUUGCAUGUGGACAACAAUGCUUGAGUGUCAUCGGCAUCAACACGAGAUUAUUAAGCUAGUAUCCAACAGUGGCAACACGAAGGUCUUAAUUCGGUCAGAAUCACAGUUCCAAGCAACUCUACUCCUCCAGGUUGAGCUAAGCACCUUAUGUUCGAACUUCCAGAAAUGGAUAGCAUCCCAUAGAUCAUACUUGCAUAGCCUAAAUUCAUGGCUACUCAAGUGUGUGAAGUCACUAAGGAGGAGGAAGAAAUCCAGGAAGAAGAAGGAAGCCGAUAUUCCGAUAACAAAUUAUGCUGUUGCGCCCAUCUUUAAAACGUGUGAGAACUGGAUAAAGUUAUUGGAUAAGUUACCAAACAAGGACUUGGAGGAUGCUAUUAGAGGUCUUGCUGCAAAUAUAAAUCGUUCCAUGCCACGCCAAGAGAAGCGGCGCGGUAGUUCAAAGCUGACUUUCUCAUUAUCCCAUAGUGGGGGGUUAAACGGUGAGAAGGGUGGAAUCCAUAGAAAUGAUCCUCCUAUGGAUUUACAAUCAAGUUUGGAGACAUUCCUAGGGAAGCUUGAAGCCUUCUCAGAUGUUUCAUUGGAUAAGUAUAUUAAACUCAAAAAGGAAAUUGACGAUGCGAAGGUGGAUUAUGAGAAAUAGAAGCAACUUCUGCGCAGGCAGAUCAGUGGCUCUAAUUUAAGAGAUGGAUAAGUAAAUCGGCCAGGUGUAUAUUUGUUUAUUUAAAUAACAUGCAUAAAUUACUGUUACUUUUCUUUUUGUAAGUUGCAAGAUAAGUCUAGGUGGGAGAGGAUAAAAAAUUGUAGAUUUUUGGUUAGUGCGGUGCCGCCUUAAUCUGGGGUUGUAAAUGUGAGGUGGUGGUAGCCAAUUGCAAGUUGCGGGGAUGUAAGAUGUACAUUCGUUCUGGGGUUAUAUCAGUAGUACAUAAGGUAACAUAUUCUCCAUCUCCGUGAAACUUUCCUACAAUGAGAAGUACGUAUACAUGCAGUGCCAUGCAAUGUUAUUCUCA
This is a messenger RNA of Phragmites australis (common reed), 3376 nucleotides long. RefSeq names its product protein ROLLING AND ERECT LEAF 2-like. Lineage: Eukaryota; Viridiplantae; Streptophyta; Magnoliopsida; Poales; Poaceae. The record is from RefSeq and is a predicted model, not a curated record. Bases 640 to 3009 code for a protein of 789 amino acids. The transcript has 6 exons.